Messenger RNA from Acanthamoeba castellanii str. Neff, 1458 nucleotides. RefSeq lists its product as uncharacterized. The transcript has 2 exons. Lineage: Eukaryota; Discosea; Longamoebia; Acanthamoebidae. The record is from RefSeq and is a predicted model, not a curated record. Bases 1 to 1458 code for a protein of 485 amino acids.
AUGGCCGACCAUCAGGUGCCGCCAGCGUGGGGCGAUCCGGCCACGCUCACCCAACAACCGCAGGGAGUGCCCUAUGGCUACCCGCCCUCGCCCCCUCGCCACCCAUCUCCUGCGGCAUCGCCGCACUCGUCGCCCCCUCCAUCUUCAUCCUUCGCCGCUUCGACGUCGGCCCUUCCAUCUUCAGCGUCCUCGCCCAACGUGGGCAACCAGCCGCAGGUGGUCGAGUACGAGCAGAGCUUCGGCUUCGUCGAGGUGGGCGAGGGCGAGCUAGAGGGAGGCGGCUACAAGCUCAAGCGGAAUGCAUCGACCGUCGUGCUCACCGGCGACGGCCUGGCCCAGCACCAGCGGCAGAUUGAGAGCCUCGAGCGCGGCAUGGACGACCUGCGCAUCGAGUUCGAACGGCUCAAGCUCCAGGUGCUCGAGUUCGAGGAGGAGAACCACCAGUGGUCGUUACGCUACUCGCGUCGCAUGGCCGUCGUGGCCAACGCCAGCUUGGGUGCGUGGAUCUUCUGGUCGCGCUUCAUCCUCUUCGUCAAGCGCCACAAGGCCGAUCUCAUCCAGGGCUGGCUGCGCUCAUCUUCAGCAUCUUCAUCUUCUCCUUUUUCAUCCUCAUCUUCUACAUCACCAGCCGCCGUCGCUACGCGUGCGGCCGCGCCGCUGCUGCGCCGCACCAAGCAGUCGCUCGUGCGGCAGGCCAUCAUCGGGGGCGGCCGGCUCAGCAAGCGGGCCACCUUCAACAAGCUCUUCACCAAGGGCUACAUGUUCGCCAUCCGCCACUCGUGGGUGUUCCUCCUCUCGUCCUACCUCAUCACCCGCAAGGGCGCCCGCCGCUGGGCCGGCCUCAUCGCCAGCACCUGCUACUCGGUCUACCUGGCCUUCUUCACCGACACCGUCCCGUGGACCUCCUACUUCACCAUCUUCGCCAACCUCCUCUACAUCACCGCCUGCCUCAAGGGCAUGAACGACGGUGAGAAGGAGGUGCCGUCGCUGUUCAAUCUCCACAAGGGCGGACGCGAGGCGACGCUUUCGUCCACGUCGUCUUCUCAGUCGGCUGGCCUGAAUGGAAGCGGCGGCGGUGCCGGAAGCGGCAACACGCCCGCGAUGAUGACCCGCAACAACUCGUUCGUGUCGCGCCACACGCGCAACCCGAGCCGCAGCGGCCGCAAGAUCUCGACGCCCACGCCGCUGUCGGCCUUUGCGUCGGCCUCACCCACGCCCUCCUUCUCGUCGCCCACCACGUCCUUCUCGUCGCCAUCCCAAUCGCGCCAGCUGGCCAUGGCCUUUUCAUCAUCAUCGUCGUCGCCUUCGACUUCGUCGUCUUCGCCCGUCGGGGACCACCGCUCGCCCUCGCCUCAGCCGUUCCCGCCGACCACCCGCAUGCGCAAGAAUCGAAGCAAUGUCAAGUUUGUGCUCGAUGACGAGAACGAUGACGGCGAGAACGACGCCUCUGCCACUUGA